This is a messenger RNA of Vidua chalybeata, 771 nucleotides long. RefSeq names its product POU class 2 homeobox associating factor 1 (gene POU2AF1). Gene Ontology annotation, biological process: positive regulation of transcription by RNA polymerase II. Gene Ontology annotation, molecular function: transcription coactivator activity; POU domain binding; DNA binding. The record is from RefSeq and is a predicted model, not a curated record. Gene Ontology annotation, cellular component: RNA polymerase II transcription regulator complex. The transcript is spliced from 5 exons. The coding region runs from base 1 to 771 and encodes 256 amino acids. Lineage: Eukaryota; Metazoa; Chordata; Aves; Passeriformes; Viduidae.
AUGCACUGGCAAAAAUCUUCUGCCCCAGACCAGCAGCCACAGCCUCGCCCCUACCAAGGUGUCCGAGUGAAGGAGCCCGUGAAGGAGCUGCUGAAGAGGAAAAGGGGGAAUGUCCAUAACUCCAGUGCAACUGCAGCUACAACGGUUGUUUUGCCCCAUCAGCCAGUCCCUUCCUACUCACCCAUGGGCCAGCCUUGCAUUGACAUGGACGCUGCUGCCCCUGCUCUGCCUGGCCCAGAGGAAGGAGCUCUGGCCUCUGGGUGGCUCCCCCAGCCCUCUCCCACCCCGCUGCAGCCCCUGCCUCAGUGGGGCCCUUACCCUGACUACGUGUCCCACGAGGCUGGCAGCUGUCCCUACACAGCAGAUAUGUACGUCCAGCCCAUGUGUCCCAGCUACACCCUGGUGGGACCCUCCUCUGUCCUCACUUACACUUCCCAGCCUCUCAUCACCAAUUUUGCACCCCGCAGCAGCACCCCGGCCGUGGUGCCACCGCUGGAGGUGACGGAGCAGCAGCCGCCCCUGACCUACUUCCCGUGGGCACAGCCCCUGUCUGCCCUGCCAGCCUCCACCCUGCAGUACCCUGCAGCCUCCUCCUCCUUCCCGGGGCCCCAGCUGGUGCCCGUGCCCAUCUCCAUCCCCGAGCCAGCCCCGCAGGAGCUGGAGGAUGCCCGGCGAGCCAUCGGCGCCCUGCCCAUGGAGAAGCUGCUGCUGGAAGACGAGGACAAUGAUACGUAUGUGUUAAGCCACGCUCUCUCUGUUGAAGGGCUUUAG